Mustela erminea (ermine) is the source of this 3400-nucleotide messenger RNA. It is a transcript of the gene CCNJ, whose product is annotated as cyclin J. The record is from RefSeq and is a predicted model, not a curated record. NCBI's taxonomy places the organism in Eukaryota, Metazoa, Chordata, Mammalia, Carnivora, Mustelidae. Gene Ontology annotation, molecular function: cyclin-dependent protein serine/threonine kinase regulator activity. Gene Ontology annotation, cellular component: nucleus; cyclin-dependent protein kinase holoenzyme complex; cytoplasm. The coding region runs from base 212 to 1363 and encodes 383 amino acids. The transcript has 6 exons. Gene Ontology annotation, biological process: mitotic cell cycle phase transition; regulation of cyclin-dependent protein serine/threonine kinase activity.
GGCUUUGUACGCGGAGCCGCCUGCCGGUCCUUUAACAAUGGGCGGCGCGAGCGCCCCGGCGCUGGGCCGGAGCUGAGGCCGGCGCUUCGCGGCCGACUGUCCGCAUCAUGAGCGGGGCCGGCGUCCCAUGCACGCCGGCGGGGCUGGGGCUGUGAGGGCCGCGGUUCCGGACUGAAGUUGCCGCGUCUGGCCAGGCGCGCCGCCCGGUCCCAUGGAGCUGGAGGGACAGUGGUGGCGGGGACAGCUGGCCGCAGACAUUCAUCAAGCGCUUCGAUACAAGGAGCUGAAGUUGCCUUCCUACAAAGGCCAGUCCCCUCAACUAAGUCUCAGAAGGUAUUUUGCUGACCUGAUUGCCAUUGUGAGCAAUCGCUUCACCCUCUGCCCUUCUGCCCGACAUCUUGCUGUCUAUUUGCUGGACUUAUUUAUGGAUCGAUAUGACAUCUCCAUCCAGCAGCUGCAUUUAGUUGCACUUUCCUGUCUGCUUUUAGCAAGUAAAUUUGAAGAAAAAGAAGAUAGUGUGCCUAAGCUGGAACAGCUCAACAGCCUGGGUUGUAUGACUAAUAUGAAUCUCGUAUUAACAAAACAAAAUUUGCUACACAUGGAACUGUUAUUAUUAGAAACCUUUCAGUGGAACCUCUGCCUUCCAACAGCUGCCCAUUUCAUUGAGUAUUAUCUCUCCGAAGCAGUACACGAAACAGAUCUUCAUGAUGGCUGGCCGAUGAUUUGCUUGGAAAAAACAAAACUCUAUAUGGCCAAGUAUGCAGAUUAUUUCCUGGAAGUAUCUUUGCAAGAUUAUGCCUUUCUAAAUUAUGCACCUUCUUUAGUAGCUGCUGCAUGUGUGGCUUCUUCAAGGAUUAUACUUCGUCUUUCUCCAACGUGGCCUACAAGACUGCAUCGUCUUACUGCUUACUCCUGGGAUUUUUUAGUGCAGUGCAUUGAACGGCUCUUGAUCGCGCAUGAUAAUGAUGUGAAAGAGGCGAACAAACAGAGAGGCCAGGCAGGGUCCCAGCCAGCGCAGCUGAGCGUGCUGCAGUCAGCUUCCCAGCCCUCUCGGCCAGUUCACUUCCAGCAGCCCCACUAUCUCCACCAGAUGCACCACACCCCGCUACAGUAUCGCCAUCCUGUAGCUGAACAGCCAAGCUGCCCGCAGAUUGGAUCCACCACGCACACCUCAUCUUACACACUACAGACGUGUCCUGCUGGCUUCCAAACCAGUGUGCAGGGCCUCGGGCACGUGCAGACUGGUGUUGGGAUGUCCCUGGCCAUACCAGUAGAAGUUAAGCCCUGUCUGAAUGUUUCUUAUAAUCGGAGUUAUCAGAUCAAUGAACAUUACCCUUGCAUCACUCCGUGCUUUGAAAGGUGAUCUUAUGUGAAGGUAAUUCUCGACCCAGACUGUUCUGUGACUUGAAGCUCUGGGGCAAGCUUUUUGUAAACUUCUCUUCAGAAGGAAAGGGAUCCAAAUUAUAUCAGAACUCUUCGGAGACCAGCAUCAGGAAGACAACUGUCCCUUUCACUGCGCCACGAGUACCUGGGAGGACUGAACAAACACUGCACACACUUUAAUAGUAUGCGUAUCAGAUCCUGUCAAAACACAUCCCUGUGUGACAAAAAUUUUCAAGCCCUGGCUGAUGGUCCAAAUAUUUCAAAAAUAUUCAAUACGAUAGAAAAUUUGGACAGACUCUAAAUCACCAUUUUGAGAUUUGACCUGUGGUGGGCUCUGGGCCUAAUGUUAGCUUGUAUUUCAGAGACUAAUGUUUAUCUGUGGACUUGCCAAAUGGUCUUUUUAUGAAGGAAAGUUACAGUAUUAAUUUUUGAAGAGGACUUUUUUUUAUUCUGCAGUUUUGAGUUACAUUUUUGAUCUACAAAUGAAUUUUUGAGUUUAAACUCAUGAAUUGCUAUGCUAUACCAAUCUGUACAGUAAAAAAAAAAUUUUUUUUAGAUGAGUCUAUAUAACUUCCUAUCACAAUAUAUAGGUAUCUGGAUUUAUGUACUAAAAUUAAGGGUGGAGUAGAUCUCUUAAAAUCAUGGUCGUAAGUUUUUGUUGUUUUUUGGCCCUAAGUGAUCAACCUCAAAUCUUUAGGAUUAAAACACACUUAACUCAGGGAAUUUGUACUACUUGGAAACACUUAACUGUAAUGCAACAUGCUUUGGGAAUGUUAUCGUAUGAACUACCUUUAUAACAUAGGUUAAAAUACUCUUGCUAGGAUGUUUUCAGCUGAGAACAUAAUUGUAGCUUAGAAUGAAUGAAGUGGUUCCUGUCAUUCAGAAUCCAUAUAUAGGUUUUGCAUUUCUCAGUGCAAUCAAUGAUUUAUACUCAGAUUUGAUGUUACUCUAGAAGUUUUUUCAAGGGGAGGUGUAACUGUAAAAUGUCAGUACUAGAAUAAAGUCCUGUAGAUUUAUUUUGAAGUGGAAUGUGGCCAGGGUAGUUCUCAGGUUGUGCUAGAGCAGCACUUUGUGAUGUGGAGGACAAGUUUUAUAAGCAGCCUUGCAAUCCAGCCGGUUCGGGUGUAUCGGGCAAAGGAACCGAAUACUAGAUUGCAGUAGCCACUUGCAUUACUUUGGCUCCAGAACUGCCCUGAGACAUUUCACUGUGUCGGUAAUGAGUGAAAACAGCAAUAAUUAGUCAUUACAGCAAGGGCAAUUUGGGGGGAAAGAGUUUGGAGGGAAAAAAAGGAAAAAGAAAGCAUUGUAAUAACUGAAACUAUACAUUGUGCUCUUAUCUGUGGAAGAAGAGAGAUUUGGUGGAGGGAAGCUUUCUGAUUUAAAAAUUAGUAAGGUGUGUCUUUUUGUUUGUGUUUUUUUUAAAGAUAGCACUUGAAUAGAAGGGAAACUGCAUGGCAGGUGUGUGACUGCCGCAAUAUGCAUUGAAGACAAACUUAUUAUAAGAUGUUGUGGGUAUGCAGCAGGAGUCUCCGUAAUCACACCGACGGCUUUUGUUGGGAAGGGAAGGGACUCAACGCAGUAGUGGACUGAUCCAGAUGGCUCCAGUGGGUAAAUGUGGGUGGGUGGCGUGUGCCAGCAUGAAUUCCUAGAGAAUGACCUCCUUAAAAGAAUGGUUAACUUUUAUAAUUAGAGUACAUAUGGCAUGAUGUGGAUUUAUUAAUAUAGUCUGGUAGGUAAAAAACCACUCAGGUAAGAACACUUACUCUUGGCAGUUUUCAAGCCUGAAAAUUGUUUUCUGAAAGUAUCAUCACUUUUCCUCUUUACAGAAAGGCUGCUCAUUGGGUUUUGGUAGUUCUUACCUCAAGAGAACUUGAAUUAUUUGGGGGAAAGUGGGUUAAAAAGAGAAUAUAUCUUUCACAUUCACAUGCAGAACCCAGCACCUGGAGUCCAACUUUCAGUAUUUUAACUACCUCAAUAAUGCUAUGAAUGUAAGAUACUGGGAUAGAGAUCCCAGCUU